Messenger RNA from Opisthocomus hoazin, 2130 nucleotides. Lineage: Eukaryota; Metazoa; Chordata; Aves; Opisthocomiformes; Opisthocomidae. The record is from RefSeq and is a predicted model, not a curated record.
AUGAUGGAAGGAUUGAAAAAACGUACCAGGAAGGCCUUUGGUAUACGCAAGAAAGAAAAGGAUACUGACUCCACGGGGUCGCCAGACAGGGACGGCAUCAAGAAAACAAAUGGAGCCCCGAAUGGAUUUUAUGCGGAGAUCGACUGGGACAGAUACAAUUCACCUGAGCUUGAUGAGGAGGGAUACAGCAUCCGACCUGAGGAACCAGGCUCUACCAAAGGAAAGCACUUCUACUCCUCGAGCGAGUCCGAAGAGGAGGAGGAGGCGCACAAGAAGUUCAACAUCAAGAUCAAGCCGCUGCAGGCGAAAGACGUCCUGAAGAGCGCGGCCACGGUGGACGAGCUGAAGGCGUCGAUAGGCAACAUCGCCCUUUCUCCAUCCCCCGUGGUGAGUCCUCGGAAAAGUCCGGGGACGAUUAAAAGGAAUUUAUCCAGUGAGGAGAUCGCUCGGCCCCGGCGCUCCACGCCGACGCCAGACCCUGCCAGCAAGAAAGCCGUGGAGGACCCCGCCGCGCUGUUCUUCGGGCCCCCGCUGGAGUCGGCGUUUGAGGAGCAGAAGCUGGACGCUACUCUGGAUCAGCCUGAGAUAUGGGGUUCGGUCCAGCCCGUCAACGCGAGCGUGGAGCCCCCAAAGUUACCGAGACCUUUCCCAACUGGAAGUAAGUGACCCCCCCAACCCCCGAGCGCGACUCGGUUAACGCCAAGUGUAAAAUAAACUGCUUUGACCGCAGGAGGGGACCAGGCAGCGGCCGAGCUCAAACGUGGCAAACUCCCGUCCAUCACUGACUUGGACAGCAUUUUCGGCCCCGUGCCGUCCCCCAAGUCCGCUGCUGUUAGCGCAGAAGACAAGUGGGUCAAUUUUUCCGAUCAGUCCCCGGAAAACACAACACCGGAGCUGACGCCCUGGGAAAAAGCGGGGUCCCCGGCAGCGGGCAGCCCGGCCGAAGACCCGCCGCGAGCCCUCCCGCCGCUCCCCUCGCCGCUCAACCUGGAGGAGGUUCACAAGAAGGUCUCUGAGCAGCCCCACCUUAAGGAUGACAACGUGGAGCCGGUCGCCUCUCCCAAGGAAUUUGGGCCGGGACAAAGAGCAACCCCGCCACCCCCUCCGCCGCCCACCUACCGGACCGUGGUCUCCUCACCCGGACCGGGCGCCAGCAGCGGCACGGGAAGCACCAGCGCACCUUUAGCCCGCGCCGAAAGUACUUCUUCCAUCUCUUCCACCAACUCCCUGAGCGCAGCCACCACUCCCACCUCCAGGCCUUUUAGCCCUCCUAUUCACUCAUCCAGCCCUCCUCCGAUAGCACCUUUAGCCCGCGCCGAAAGUACUUCUUCCAUCUCUUCCACCAACUCCCUGAGCGCAGCCACCACUCCCACCGUUGAGAAUGAACAGCCUUCCCUCGUUUGGUUUGACAGAGGAAAGUUUUAUUUGACUUUCGAAGGCUCAUCGCGGGGACCCAGCCCCCUCACCAUGGGGGCACAGGACACCCUGCCCGUCGCCGCUGCCUUCACGGAGACCGUCAACGCGUACUUCAAAGGGGCUGACCCGAACAAGUGUAUCGUGAAGAUCACGGGGGAGAUGGUGCUGUCGUUCCCAGCGGGCAUCACCCGACACUUUGCCAACAACCCGGCUCCGGCGGUGCUCACCUUCCGCGUGCUGAACUACAACCGGCUGGAGCACGUCCUGCCAAACCCCCAGCUCCUCUGCUGUGACAACACGCAGAGUGACGCCAGCACGAAGGAGUUCUGGGUCAACAUGCCAAAUCUGAUGACCCACCUCAAGAAGGUAUCGGAACAGAAACCACAGGCCACCUAUUACAACGUGGAUAUGCUCAAAUACCAGGUAUCUGCCCAGGGUAUUCAGUCUACUCCAUUAAACCUUGCAGUGAGCUGGCGGUGUGACCCUGCAAGCACUGACCUCCGCAUUGACUACAAAUACAAUACAGAGGCAAUGACCACACCGGUCGCUCUAAACAACGUCCAGUUCCUCGUCCCCGUCGACGGAGGAGUAACCAAGCUCCAAGCCGUGCUCCCUCCCGCUGUCUGGAACACCGAGCAGCAAAGGAUAUUGUGGAAGAUCCCCGAUAUCUCUCAGAAGUCAGAAAACGGAGGUAAAUACUUGGCCGAUAAUUGA